This is a messenger RNA of Nelumbo nucifera (sacred lotus), 1951 nucleotides long. RefSeq names its product Class I peptide chain release factor. The record is from RefSeq and is a predicted model, not a curated record. Gene Ontology annotation, molecular function: translation release factor activity. Gene Ontology annotation, biological process: translational termination. Lineage: Eukaryota; Viridiplantae; Streptophyta; Magnoliopsida; Proteales; Nelumbonaceae.
UGUAGGGGAGGUCACACUCAGGAGUCAGGACUCAGCUCAAGCGCAGAGGCACUCUCCAGUCUCCAUAGAGUUCCUCCGGAACGAAAAUGGCUGCCAUGAGAGCCACCACUAACAUGAUUUUGAGAGAAAUUUUCAGUCUGUCUCGGUCUCCUUUCUUAAGAUCCGGGGCGACUUUUCGGAGGACGUCACCUCCUAAUUCCGGUGGGGCCUUUCGCCUCGCAUGCCAUGGAAUCAGCUCGGGCAGAGUCCGGUGCAUGGCGUCAGAUUCCAAUGACGGUGGAAAGAAGGUAUCAUCCCGUCUCUCGCAGGUUCAGCAGCUUCUGCAAGAAGCCGAAGAGAGAGCUCUCUCUGCCGGCAACGAGCCUAUCCCAAAAAUCACUCUAGAUCAUGUUAAUGUUAGUUUUGCAAGAAGUGGUGGACCUGGGGGUCAGAAUGUCAAUAAAGUGAACACCAAGGUAGACAUGCGCUUCAACGUUAAGAAUGCAUAUUGGCUAAGUGACCGAGUCAGGGAGAGGAUUUUGCAAAUGGAAAAGAAUCGGAUUAACAAAGAUGGGGAGAUUGUGAUUUCUUCUACAAAGACCAGAACACAAAAGGGUAACAUUGAAGAUGCACUGGAGAAACUGCAGGCAAUCAUUGACGCUGCUUCUUAUGUCCCACCUCCUCCUUCAGAAGAGCAAAAGAAGAAGAUUGCUAAACUAGCUGCAAUAGGGGAGCAAAAAAGGUUGCAGAAAAAGAAGGCUCUCUCACAAAAGAAAGCCAUCAGGAGAAGCAGAGAUAGUUGGGACUAACUGAGCAAUCAUAAGGUGGCUGUUCAAGCAAUUGAUUGAUGUAAAGUUUUAGUUAUUACAUGGAUUUACUGUGACAGAUUGUUGGCAGUCAGUAGGGUUUAAUGGGCAGCAGCGAUAAAACAGAGAAAAAUUCUUCCUCUUGAAGCAGAACCAUCAAUGUUUGGUAGCAUGACAUGAUCUUCUGUACAAAAUAUCAAUUGGCUAUACUUUUGUACGAGUCUAUCAUUCUUAUAGGAAUACAUUGAUAUACUAUACAUUUGAAAUGAAAUUAUUCCUCACUGUAAUUAGGUAACUGUACAUAAGCACCUAUUGUUACCUGCAAUGCUCAGAUACUGCAACAUUGAAAUCUUUACCACCACAUCUUUUUCAGUUUAAGUUAACGCUAUUGAUUCAUUCUACGUCUUAUAGCUUUGGUCCAAUUGGUAAAGUUAGCUUUGUGUGGUUCCAUCACUUUGGGAUUAGACAGCUUUGUGGGGUUAGCACAAAUACCGUUGGCAGAACGAACAUGAUCUGGAAUAUGUAUCACAAACUCGCUCUUGUUGCUAAAUUUACAUCUUCUAGCCUAAUGCAAGCCUUCUAAAUUGAUUUUCAGGUGGGAUAAAUAACCUAAAGCUGGUUCUAAGGUAGACUUUAGGUGAUCUAUUGGUAAUUUGGUCUGGCUGAAUUUACAGCCUCUAGCCUAAUGCUAUCCCAGUAAAUGAUUUUCAGCAGGUGCCAUAUCUGCACGUGCAGAAAUAACCUAGAGCUGGUUCAUCAUCAUCAUCCAUGUCUUAUACCAAUUAUAUCAGGACAGGAGCAACUUGGAAACCAUAUUAAACCAGACAGGGCAUGCGCAGUGGAUCCAAUAAAAGCAGAGGGCCAAACUCGGGUAGGACCUACUGAAACAAUCCCAUGUAUGGUGGGAGAGAGCCGAGUUGUGCAGGUUUUCAGCUAAAAAGCAAUAUAACAGUGCAAGAGGAAAUGAAACCCUCCCACUGAUUUUUUUGCAUACUGUACAACUACUACUUUCCAUUAAAAAUUCAGUAAGUUAUUUUCCAGGAUUUUCUUAACCUUUGUCUGACAGUGCAAGAGGAAAUGAAACCCUCCCACUGAUUUUUUUGCAUACUGUACAACUACUACUUUCCAUUAAAAAUUCAGUAAAUUAUUUUCCAGGAUUUUCUUAA